Messenger RNA from Acaulospora colombiana, 139 nucleotides. The record is from the annotation of a GenBank genome assembly. NCBI's taxonomy places the organism in Eukaryota, Fungi, Glomeromycota, Glomeromycetes, Diversisporales, Acaulosporaceae.
AUGUCCGUAGGUCUCGCUACCUUUCUUUCUGGAGUCACACUAGAUACAAGGGAAGACCUAAGUCCUAGUAGCCGGGAUGCGGGGGCUGGACAGCGGCCGGUCGAGUGCUCAUCGGGCGGGAGUGGAUUAAAACGCACAG